GUUCUAUUACAUAUUCUGAACUUCUGAUAACGACACCCCACGGCUGGUUGGGAUGGACUCCAUCAGCGAUCAUGUCCCACCAAACUCACCAACUAGAUGAAGAGACACCUCUAUUGCAGCCUGAGGAGCAGCAUAAAAUCAAAACUCCCUUACCCUGGCGCCAAUUCUCCAUUAUACUGUUCUUGCAGCUCACUGAACCUGUUACUGCCCAGGCGAUUGCUCCGUUUGCGCCUCAGCUGAUCAGAGAUAUUGGAGUGACACAUGGCGAUGAAUCAAGAGUAGGAUAUUUCGUCGGUAUCAUGUAUUCCGUGUUCUACGUAGCGCAAGCCCUUACUACCCUUCAAUGGAACCGCCUCUCUGAUCAUGUUGGCCGAAAGCCAGUCAUUUUGACUGGUUUAUUUGGUAUAUCAGUUUCCAUGUUCCUAUUUGGAUUUUCGACGACCUUCGGAGGCUUGAUACUGAGCCGUGUACUGUGCGGCGCGCUGAACGGCAACGGUGGUGUUAUCAGGAGUAUGAUGAUAGAUAUCACAGAUUCAACCAACAUGGCUCAGGCAUUCGGUUUUCUCCCUCUUCCAUGGAUGACUGGCAAUACACUCGGACCUCUCAUUGGCGGGUCUUUGACCCAUCCGGCGGAUCGUUUUCCCAGACUGUUUGGGCAAUCGACAUUUCUGAAGACACAUCCUUAUUUCUUGGCUUGCGCUUGUCCAGGAUUGUUUGCUGCAUUAUCAUGGCUGGUUACGUACAUGCUUUUACAAGAGACUGUGCCGACGACGACAUCCUUGUGGAGUCUGAUUCGGAACAGAUGUCGGACCAUUCUUACGUUCGUUCAUACCAAGCCACCCCAGGUGGAUAGAACAAAUUUCAACAAUGCUGUUCAAGAUUCCCCCGACGAUUCCAAACCCCUGCCUCUAAGCGCAUUAAUGACCCCGCAUGUUCUUAUUGCGAUAUUGAAUUAUGCGACACUGGCUCUCUUUGACAUCGCUCUGCGCUCCCUAAUACCCGUGUUUUAUGCUACGCCAUUGAGCAUGGGUGGACUUGGCCUCGAUCCCCCGCAGAUUGGCAGUAUUCUUGCAAUGUUCGGUAUUGCCAAUGGUUUAUUCCAGGUGUUUUUCUUUGCUCGGCUGCAUGACCGGUUUGGCACGAAAGCGGUAUUUACCUGCGGGGUCGUGUCUGGCGUACCAACCGUCAUCGCAUUCCCGAUAAUCAAUAUGUUGAGUCGGGCAUAUGGAAUUGGUACUGCGGUCUGGCUUGUUGUCGGCCUUCAGCUCGCAAUGUCUAUCCUUCUCAAUAUGUGUUACUCUUGCGGGGCGAUGUAUCUAGCAGCUGCAUCUCCCAAUCGUGCAUCAUUAGGUGCCACCAAUGGCCUUGCGCAUACGGUCGCUGCGUGUGUACGCAUCAUUGGACCUGCGUCUUCGAUGUCGAUGUUUUCAUUUUCCUUGAGGCAUCACUAUUAUGCGUGGGCGGUGUACUAUUUUAUGAUGGCGCUGGCAUUCCUCGCGAUUGGUGCUUCUUUCUUACUACCUCGUCAAAUGUGGAAACGCGGUGAUUAGCUUUUGUCACAGUUGUUAGCAGCGGUAUAUGGUGCUUGUAUCCUUGCGAGCAAUGAUACAUAAAUUUUGGUUGAUGGUGACUUGCAAUGGCUGGCGUUCAUCCUGCUUGUUUUGAUCUAAAUCCCCUCGUUUGAAUGUUUUGGAAAGUAACGCCCGUCGUCAAGGCUUGCCUU
This is a messenger RNA of Suillus clintonianus, 1723 nucleotides long. Its product is annotated as major facilitator superfamily domain-containing protein. Gene Ontology annotation, molecular function: transmembrane transporter activity. The transcript is spliced from 8 exons. Lineage: Eukaryota; Fungi; Basidiomycota; Agaricomycetes; Boletales; Suillaceae. Gene Ontology annotation, biological process: transmembrane transport. Bases 72 to 1550 code for a protein of 492 amino acids. The record is from RefSeq and is a predicted model, not a curated record.